AUGGCGGUAUCACAGGCCGCAAACCUCGUCGAAAAGGCCAUCGGUCACGACGACAACGCAAUUACAACUCAAGAUGUGUCCACAUUCCCCGACGCAGGUGAAACCGACAAGAUGAAUGCUUUGGUCUGGAUGGGCAAAGACAAAGUCGAAAUUGCCAGAGUUCCGAAGCCCAAGAUAGUAGAGGACCGCGACGUCAUUCUCAAAGUCACAGGCAGCACAGUCUGCGGUUCCGACCUCCACCUCCUCCACGGUUCAGUCUUGCAAUUGUCCAAGGGCGACAUCUUGGGCCACGAAUUCUGCGGCGUUGCAGAACUGGUAGGCCGACAGGUGCAUAACGUCAAGGUUGGAAAACGAUAUGUGGCUUCGUUCCAGAUUGCCUGUGGCGACUGCUACUAUUGCAACAAGAAGCAGUCUUCGCAAUGCGAAAACACGAAUGCGAAUAGUAUGACCAAGGCCAUGUAUGGGGGUAGGACGGCCGGUAUAUUUGGGUACUCCCAUCUUACUGGUGGUUUUGCUGGCGGACAGGCUGAAUAUGUGCGUGUCCCGCUUGGGGAUGUAAAUCUUCUUGAGUUGCCAGAUGAUGUCCCUGAUGAGAAAGGUCUCUAUCUCUCUGACGUCCUGGCUACCUCCUACCAUUGUGUUAAGGACACCGGAGUUGAAAAGGGAGAUAGUGUCGCCAUUUUUGGUGCUGGUCCUAUCGGCCAUAUGGCCGGUGUAUUUGCCGUCGACCAAGGCGCCAAGAAGAUCAUAUUUGUCGACACCGAGCCACGUCUAACAUAUAUUGAAAGCCAUUUUCCCAAGGAACACAUGUCAAAAGUCGAACUCAUUGAUUUCAAAAAGUUAUCAAGCGGCGUGACAAACGCCGAAACGGUAGUCAGCCAGCUCAAGAAGAUCUGUGACAACCGCGGCCCAGACGUCGCGCUUGAAUGUGCGGCCGGCGAGUUUGCCAAGGGCUGGAUGCACUGGUUGGAGAUGGCUGCUGGUGCGGAAACGGAUACAAGUGAGAUUGUGAAUGAGAUGAUUGAGAGUGUGCAUUCAUACGGACGAUGUGGCAUCACUGGCGUAUACGUUGGAUAUACAAAUCACUUCAAUAUCGGAUCUCUGAUGCAGCGAGGUAUCAGAUUCAUUGGCAACGGCCAGGCUCCUGUCCACAUGUACUGGAAGGAUCUUCUCAAAGCCAUUCAAAAGAAGGAGCUUGAUCCGAUGCAAAUGGUCUCUCAUAGAGUUCGACUCGAAGACCUCGACAAGGUAUACCACAUGUUUGACAAUAAGGAGGAUAGCAUGCAGAAGGUGUUUGUUGAGACCAAGUUUUCUUCACCAGCAGCACCAGGUUGUCCCCCACUUACACGGUACUGA
Messenger RNA from Pochonia chlamydosporia 170, 1356 nucleotides. RefSeq names its product alcohol dehydrogenase. The record is from RefSeq and is a predicted model, not a curated record. The coding region runs from base 1 to 1356 and encodes 451 amino acids. Lineage: Eukaryota; Fungi; Ascomycota; Sordariomycetes; Hypocreales; Clavicipitaceae. Gene Ontology annotation, molecular function: oxidoreductase activity; zinc ion binding. The transcript has 4 exons.